UUACCUCCCCUGAAAAAGGAAGUAGACUUUGACCCACAGCUGUCGACUGUCAACACAAAACAUGCCUGUUUAUUAAUGUGUUAUCCGAGUAGGAUACAGGUGAAGAGUCUACACAGUCCUUGAACGAGAUUGCAGACACUUCGCUGAUAAUACUCCGUACAUUCUUGUGACUUAGAGCUUCCCCUUGCUACAACAAAUAAACAGCCAUGGUUGACGCAUUGAUGUUGUCGGACACCGAGAAGACGUUUCAGUACACGGAUGAACUUCCUUCUCUCCCCAUCCCUCCUCUGAAGCAGACCCUGGACAAGUACCUUGAAUCAACCAAGCCCUUUGUGACAGAUGAAGAAUAUGGAGAGACUGAGAGAAUUGUGAGAGAGUUUGAAGCUGGUCUGGGCAAAGAACUUCAUCUGAAACUUUCUGAGAAGGCCAAGUACAAGAGGAACUGGUUGGAGAAGUGGUGGGAGGAUUAUGCGUACCUGGAAUGGCGGAUGCCGUCUGCUCUCCUGGUCAACAUGGCGGGGCCCGGCCCGUACAUGCGGGACAUCUGGCCGGCAAAGGACGGUACCCAGUUGGAGCGGACGGCCCUGCUCCUGCAUUACAUGGUCAAGUUCUGGCAGAUCCUCAGACAAGAGAAAUUACGCCCACAGAAGGAUGGCCAGGGGAAACCACUCUGUAUGUUCCAGUUUCAUCGUGUGUACAAUACAUGCAAAAUACCGGGACUGACCAUGGAUAAAAUACAGUAUUACUUUCAAACAGAGACUGAAGGCCCAGCCCCCUCCAAUGUUAUUGUGACAUGCCGAGGUCACUACUUCACCCUGGAGUGUCUCGACUCGGAGGGUGAGGUCAAAACACAGCCGGAAUUUCUUCAUCAUCUGAAGGCCAUUCGAGAGAAGUGUGAUCAGAUGCCACGUGGGCAGGCCAUCGGGAACCUCACCACAGACGACCGCACCGAAUGGGCCAAGAUGAGGAGCCGCCUUAUUGCCAGGCAUCCAAAGAACUAUGAGAAUCUCGAGAAAAUCCAGCAGUCUAUAUUCCUGUUGGACCUGACUGACGAGAGUCCAUCCGAUGCCAGUGAGCUUGCGUGGCGGGGACUAGGUGGUAAUGCAGACAACAAGUUCUUUGAUAAAUCCCUCAACAUUUCUGCUCACAAGAACGGACUGUUCUGCUCCAACUGUGACCAUGCUCCGUUUGACGCCAUGGUGCUGGUGGUGAGCACGUACUAUGUCCAUGUCAAGAUGCAGGAGGUCGAUGGCAAGUGGCAGGGCAGCACAGCUGUAAGACAGUUACCUCCCCCUGAAGAACUCACGUUUGACCUUGAUGAUGUCCUCCAACAGAGGAUCAAGUUCACGAGAGAUGCAUUUAAAGAACUGUGUGCCACUGUGGAGGUGAAGACAGGGCUGUUUACAGACUACGGCAAACAAUACUUGAAGUCGGUCAAAGUUCACCCCGAUGCUCACGUACAGAUGGCGCUGCAACUCACAUACUUCAGGAAGUACAGAAAACCUGCCCCGACAUAUGAGACGGCGACAACCCGGCGUUUCUACCACGCUCGCACUGAGACGAUGAGGUCUUGCACAGUGGAGGCGGUAGAUUGGUGUAAAUCCAUGCUGGAUGCUCGUGUCAGUUCCCAGAAGCGCCUGCAGCUGUUUCUCCGAGCCGUGUCCCGACACCAGCAGCUGAUGACGGAGUCCCAGGACAUGAACGGCUGUGACCGCCAUCUGUUUGGCCUCUACUUGACCGCCAAGGAGGAGGGACUGCCCAUGCCCGACAUCUUCACAGAUGCUACUUUCUUCAAGAGUGGCGGGGGAGGUAAUUAUGUGUUGUCGACAAGCAGUAUCGGCUACACGUCUGUGUACGGCGGAGUGUCCCCCAUGUGUAGGAAUGGAUAUGGCUGCUUCUACAGAAUGGAUUCAGAUGAGAUCGGCACAUUUAUUUCGUCCUGGGUGGAGGACGAGGAAACAAGUGCCAAGGAGUUUACAGUGGAGUUUCACCAGACCCUCAGGGACAUGCAAACAUUACUGGACCACCGCGCCACCUCUGCCAGAUUGUAGGGCGGGCAACUCCUGGCCUACUUCACAUCCUAGCUAAGAUUAUUCCAAGUCCCAUGAUGCCUUACGAUAGCCGUAGCACUUUAUAGAAUGAGUGCAAGCUCAUAGAAAUGCCACUUGCAGAAUAAGAGCAGAUCAUAGCCUUGGUCACUAUCACACAAAUUUAUAUUUAUGCAUCAAAGUGACCGUAUCGCUAGCUCUCCUUUGGGCUUCGAUGACAGCACGUGGAGCCGUACAACCAAUGUAAACAAAGGAUAACUACGCAAAAACAAGUAGA
This is a messenger RNA of Haliotis rufescens (red abalone), 2325 nucleotides long. RefSeq names its product peroxisomal carnitine O-octanoyltransferase-like. Gene Ontology annotation, molecular function: carnitine O-octanoyltransferase activity. NCBI's taxonomy places the organism in Eukaryota, Metazoa, Mollusca, Gastropoda, Lepetellida, Haliotidae. The transcript is spliced from 15 exons. Bases 207 to 2051 code for a protein of 614 amino acids. The record is from RefSeq and is a predicted model, not a curated record. Gene Ontology annotation, cellular component: peroxisome.